Molecule: messenger RNA, 3363 nt
Organism: Symbiodinium necroappetens
Lineage: Eukaryota; Dinophyceae; Suessiales; Symbiodiniaceae
Source: the annotation of a GenBank genome assembly
AUGGGGGCCUCAAUCUGCUCACAUGUCCAUUUCACAGACUUCAACUCCCUGCAACAAUUCGAAUUCACCCGGGAAGUCGGUGUGGAAUUUCUUAGCGUGAGAUAUUUGACCGGCUGCCACCGGCUGCCGCCUGCCUUCUUUGGUCCUCGGGCCUUUGACAUAUGGAUCGCAGCGCCCUUGGUGGGGAUUCGCCUUCUGAAGCAUACCCCAGACGCCCCUGAUAAACUCCUAAAUGGAGGUGGCGGCCCUUUCAAGGUCUUUGUGGGCGGUCUUCCGCAGGACUGCACGAAUGACAUCCUCGUCGACUACUUCGGCAAGUUUGGAAACAUCACUGACGUAGUGGUGAUGACUGACCGGGCGACUGGCCGAUCGCGAGGAUUUGGAUUUGUGUCUUUCGACACGGAAGAGGCUGUUGACAGCAUCAUGGCCAUGCACAAUCAGCAUCAGAUACAAGACAAAUGGGUGGACUGCAAAAGGGCGACUGCGGAAGGAACCAAGGGAGUUCCACAGAAAGGCAGUGGCGGUGGUGGUAAAGGCACAGGCUCUACUCGGCCGCCUGCGGCGAGAGCUCCAUCGUACAAUGCAGCACCACCGCCUGAUUACAGCGCGAGUUCUUGCAGCAGUAGCUAUGGAGGCGAUGCUUUCGGGGGCUAUGGGGCCUAUGGAGCGGGCGCAUAUGGUUAUGAUGGCCUUUACGGCGCCUACGGUGGCAAAGCUUAUGGUGGCGGUGGCUGCAACGGCCACGGCGGCUAUGCUCCGAGCAAAGGUUCUGAGAAGGGCUAUGAGUUUGAAGCGCAUGAAGCCAUACCGAGCCUUCCACAUCACGGCAAGGGGACCUGUGCAACCAUGAGCAAGCCGGAUUUCAGCCACCUGAGCUUGCAGGACAAGAACUGCACGGCCUUCUACAAGUACAUGGAGAGCAAGGGUUACCAGUUGGGCACUGCGUUGUACGAGUACGGCAAGACUUGGAAAAGCUGGGGAACUUGCAUCGUGUGCGAGGCUGAGUUCCCGUCCAACGUUGCCAGCCACGUUUGGGGCAAGGCCCACUGCAACAAGUUGAAGGAGAAGCUGAAUUGGCAGGAGCCGCGGGAUCCGCAGCAGUUGAAUCAGUUCACCCAGUACUGGAAGCUCGAAGGCUUCUACAAGCCUGGCUAUUUCUUCAACCACAUCACAGGCGAACAGGGACUUUGCGACAUCGUCCCAAACAUUGCGCCUUCGCUCCAGAGUGUCCCCACUCCGAUGAGCGUCGCUGCGCCGAUGCCCGGACCACCCCAAAUGCAAUGCCCGGCAGCUCAAAUGCCAUGCCCAGCAGCUCCACCUCAGGAGAUGCCUGCUGCCAGGCCAGCGGGCGGCUGCCUGCUGGUUCCACACAGCCAAGGCUACGUCAAGAGCAUCCAGCAGCUGGAACUAUGGAGAAUGCACAUGGACAAGACAGGAUCUACGCUGGAUGCGGAGCUGGAGAAGACCGGCAGGUACGAUCACGAGUGCGUUGUCUGCCAGAAGGCCAUGACCCGUGGCGCUGGCGAUCACUUGAAGUCCAAGAACCACUGGACGGAGCUAUGGAAGAAGGUCGGCAAGAACAUGCCCCAGCCGGAUGUGGUGUUGGAGAAAGGAAGGCCCUGGUGGCAGGAGUUUGUGGUGCCGCAAGGGAAGUGCAUUUUGAACCAUCUGACGGCUGGCCUGGAGAUCUCCGGGGCAGAGCCUGUGGGAUACGCCAGUGGAUGCAAUGGUGCAGUAAAUGGUGCAGUCAGUAUGCCGGCUCAAACGGCUGCAGCAGCUCCCGGUCAGCCGGAGUCCGAGCCUGGUGCACCGCCUUCGCAGCCUUUGUCUCCAAGUGCAGAUGCAAAUGGCAUGUGGGUGCCCCAUGGUACCAGCUGGCGACAGGCUCUGAGUGAGAGCAAGGACAAGUGGCGGACAUUCAUGGAGCCAGCAGCCACGGUGCUGGAACAGAAGGUGCCCAACCACUAUGAGUGCGUUUGCACCGUCUGCGACAACAAGGUCAUGACGAGAGGUGCCAAGGAUCAUCUACUAUCGCAGGGUCACUGGAGAAACCUGUGGGACAAGAUGCAGAAAUUGAAUCGGGACCUUCCCCCCGACAACGUGGCUUGCCAGAUGUCUGCCCGACCAUGGGUGCAAGAGUUCCCGACCGCGUCGGGAAAGUAUGUCUUCAACCACCUCACUGGUGGCCAAGAGCUGCAAGGCGGCUCCGCGCUCCUGCAGCCUCUGCAGCCUCAGGGCCAGGCGCCAGCCAUGUCGGUACCUCCGAUGCCUCCGGUGCCUCCGGUGCCUGUGCAAUCUCCGCAGAUGCAAGCUCAGCAGAUGCAGGCACCGCCGCAGCCAAUGCAGCCUGUGCAGCCUGCUCAGCCGAUGCAGCCAGCACAGCCGCAGGAGGGAGGCAUGGUUGUCCGGAACGGCUUAAACUACAAAGAGGCUUUGGCUGAAAUUGGCAAGUGGAAGAAGUUCAUGGCUGAGCCGACGGAGCGACUGGACAGCUUCAUCUACCAGCUCAUGCCCAACUACACCGGGAAGUGCCUUGUCUGCCAAGCUGAUAUGUUGGGCUUCAACACGCACAUUUGCAGUCAGAAGCACUUCAAGCAGUUGUGGGGGAGGAUCGGCUCCAGAGGCAUCCCGGAGCCGCGGCGACCUGUCGAGGGCAAUGGACUGGAACGCAGCAUGGGUGGAGAAGAUAGCCUCUCCGAUGGCAGCUGGCAGGACAAGUCUACCAAGAUAGACCUAGGAAACCCAACGACGCUUGGCCGCAUUCAUGCCUUGAUGUUCUUGGCGUGUGGCCCAUACCUGCUGAACCACCUUACGGGUGAACAGGGCUUCCAAGCUGACCUGAUGAAAGCGCCCGCCGGCCCUCCGGUCGCUGCUCCUGCACAUGCCGCGCCUGAUGCAGGUUAUUCCCGUCCUCCAGCUCCGACGCCGGGCCCAGUCUCGCAGCCUCUGCCGCAGCCUUGUGCAAACCCCACGCCCACAACGCCCACGCCCACAACGAGUUACGACAUGGACUUCAUUCUUUGGCAGUCGCCUGGCUUUCUUGGGUGCCAGGUGCGGGAUCCCGCCGAACGAUUGGAAGCAGCGCUGGAAGAACGUGACGCAGAUGACAUGUGGAAUGACGAAGCCGUGGAGUGUGCGAUCUGUCAGAAGCGCAUCGACAGCGCCAAAGGCUCCGUCAAGGAGCAUCUCAUGUCCUGGGAGCAUUUCCAGCAGCUGAAGGGGAAGCUACACCAGGAGCUCACGAGGUUGGGUUCCAUGGAGGUGGUGAUGCAGCAGAAGCACAAAUUUUGCCAGAACUUCGAAGUAGCUGCAGUGAGCUCAGCAUAUGGACCUCCAUCCGAACACCAUGAGACGUGUCAUUGA